Aethina tumida (small hive beetle) is the source of this 488-nucleotide messenger RNA. RefSeq names its product mucin-5B-like. NCBI's taxonomy places the organism in Eukaryota, Metazoa, Arthropoda, Insecta, Coleoptera, Nitidulidae. Bases 63 to 482 code for a protein of 139 amino acids. The record is from RefSeq and is a predicted model, not a curated record. The transcript has 3 exons.
CGAUUUGUAACUGCGGUUUGGAAUAAGAACAAAGCCACAUUAAAUUUGUUCGGGAAACAACAAUGUUGUCAAAACUAGUGUUAAUAUUUUCCUUGGUGAUAAUGCUACAAGUUUUGAGUAAUUCAAGCAAUGUUUUGGCAAUGCUUUGUCCGGAAAAUGAAGUGUGGAAUGAUUGCGGGAAUCGCUGUAAUGAAAGAUACUGCAACGAAUCAAUGGAAAAAAAACCUCGCACCAAGGAAUGUAAUCCUGAGGGUGGAUGUCAUUGUAAACGCGGAUUUAAACGCGAUCCGCAAGGUCGAUGCAUCAAUUGCCCCACUUGUCGUCAGGAUGAAAUGUGGGUUCCGUGUGGUGACCCAUGUCCAUACAACACUUGCAAUAUUGCGAUCCCUUGCCCGAAGAUUUGUAAUGUUAAUGGUGGAUGCGUGUGCAGGCCAGGAUCGAAACCAGAUAAGGAAAGAAAAUGUAUUCCGUGCAAUGCUUGAAUUAUA